AUGCUCCGAAACUUCGUAAGACACCUGUCGUCAGCUCGGCCAAGCCUCUCUACGAUACUUCCCAAGAAGAAAACAAUCAACAGACUUCUUUUCGAUGCGGAUGCACGUUUGGCAUACUCAAAGAUGCUUCCCAUCUUGAAUAGCGUCUACACCAACCUUGAUGAACCAGAGCAAAUAAGACUACCUCCGUACACAAAGCAUGAUGAUCUCAUGAUUCUCCGGUCGAUUUUGCACAACUUGCGAUCGGUCACCAAUUCGGUGAAUAAGAAUUUGGUAGACUUGGAGAAUGAGUUAGUCGAACAAGCUGCAGAAUUGGGAAACAAUGAUGCCAUCGCUAUGCUUGCCUUUGAACUGAUAGCUUCUCCAGAUACACUGCCAGAAGACUAUGAGUAUGCGAAUGGGCUUAUUCGCCAGUUGACAGAAAGAAAACAUCCUCUUCUGUUCAAGUUGGCAGGCGACCUUGCCUUUUCGAAAAAUUAUCAUGCACAGGCGGCCCAAUAUUGGCACGAGUUUUUGGAUUUAGAGGACAAAACGGUGUUGGCAAGUCAUGUGCAUUCCAACUUGGGGAUUUAUUAUUACCAUUACGUGAAACCACACGCAGACUUGGUACGUGCUAAGAUGCAUCUUGAAAAGGCAAUUUGCUUUGGUGAAUUAGACACGCAUAUAGUCAAGGCUCAUUACUACUUGGGACAGCUCUACACUAUUACGGAUCCAGAACUAUCACGUUAUCAUUUGGAAAUCAGUGCGUCUAGAGGAUUACAAGAAAGCUUUCCAUCGUUGGGUUUUAUGGAACUCAAUGUGUUUGAUAAUGUGCCCAAAGCGCUAGAAUGGUUCAAAUUGGGUGUCGAAGCGUCAAGUGACCUUGCAUGUCUUGUGGGCCAAUUUGACGCUCAUGUACGGGCACACAAGCAGACACAUGCAUUGAAUGUUCUCUCUAACUUGCAACAUUUGAAAGACAAAUUGGAUAAGGUGCUCUUAGCUGGGCGUUCCUGA
Messenger RNA from Clavispora lusitaniae ATCC 42720, 993 nucleotides. RefSeq lists its product as uncharacterized. Gene Ontology annotation, molecular function: protein binding. The record is from RefSeq and is a predicted model, not a curated record. NCBI's taxonomy places the organism in Eukaryota, Fungi, Ascomycota, Pichiomycetes, Serinales, Metschnikowiaceae.